Molecule: messenger RNA, 1145 nt
Organism: Nicrophorus vespilloides
Lineage: Eukaryota; Metazoa; Arthropoda; Insecta; Coleoptera; Silphidae
Exons: 2
Coding region: 15-1145 (376 amino acids)
Biological process (GO): positive regulation of Notch signaling pathway
Cellular component (GO): nucleus
Source: RefSeq, a predicted model, not a curated record
UAUAAUCAGAAACGAUGAAUUUAUGGAAUAAGAGAGAUUUAAAGGCACCCCCGAUUUGUACGUAUUUAGAGGAAAGACGAAGCUUGGAUUUGACAAAGUUAUCAAUCAAUUUGAAUAAUGCAGAGGUUGUUUACAAAUCGCAGAAGCAUUUGGAGAUGGAGGCAGCCCUACUGUCCAGGUGUUUAUAUUUAGUGAAAACGAAGUAUCGAAUGUUCAAAUUCGUUCGUGGCUUGGAGAAGGUAAACCAGGGUCUAUUGAGGUAUUUGCAGUAUGAUUUUCAAAAGGAUUUAUCAGAUUUUGUAGCAACAAUGCCGAAGCAGUAUGAAACUCAAACGUAUUUUCCAAGCAGAAAUAUGCUGGAUCAUCUGCUAGUUAAACUGCAAGGUGUGGCAAAGCUGUUUUGUCGGAUUGGCGAAUGUGCCUUGGAUGCUGCUGCAACAAUAAACGAGUACCUGACGAUCGGUCACCUGUGGCAAAUGCUUCUACUUUUCUUCGGCAUCAGCGCAAGAAUCUUUGCAAUAAUGAAACAUCUCCUAAAACUCACCUGCCAAUUAUACAAUGAUCUGAUUGAACUUCGUCGACAUUUUCAAAAUACUGAUGUCCAAUGGUUAACAGAGGAUUACGAAUUUCCAAAUGAUUUAAACAAUUUCGUUGAUGCGACGUGGUUGAAUGAAGACGUUAUUUUGAAACCUAUCGACGGAACAGCAUUGCAGCUGCAAGAAAACAGCACACAACUUCUUGAUGAGAUGAAGAAACACAAUGAUGCAGUGUUGGAACAAAUGCCUUUAGAACUGUUACAAGCUAAUAAAGAUGUAGGAGAUGCAAUUGAAUGCAGAAAAUCAAAUGUAAAGAAGACAAGCACAGUUGGAAAUGUGAAAAGUAAACAGAAAUUGGUUUAUAAAGACAAUAUUUUCACCAAUAAAAUUAUGGCAUUUAAUUCGAUUGACGAAUUGAGAUUGUAUAUCAAAUUGCAAAAUAAAAUGUGCAAUAUUAAUAUUAAGAAGUCAGAUUUCAGACAUUUGGACAAAAUGCAAUGGAAUAUUUUGUACAAUGCUACUAAAAAAUUGAUCAAUAAAUGUUGCAGCCAAAAAGAGAAGAAUUUCGUUAAGAAGGUUAAAGAAUGUCUUGUACAGAGUUUUUCUUGA